GGAGAUUAAUAAUUGAUGGGUUCCUAUUUGUAAAUGCAACUGGUAACUCUGUGCUCCUGUCCUCUGCAUAGUGACCCGCAGAUGAGAAGAGGUGCCGCAGGACUGCCUGGACACAACAUGAAGAGGGUUUUAGUUCUCCUGCUGGCCAUAGCACUCGGGCAUGCUCUAGAGCGAGGCCGAGACUAUGAAAAGGACAAAGUUUGCAAUGAACUCGCCAUGCUGGGGAAAGAUGACUUCAGAUCUUUGUCACUCAUCCUAUACAGCAGGAAAUUUCCCAGUGGCACCUUUGAACAGGUCAGCCAGCUGGUGAGGGAAGUUGUUGCCUUAACUGAGGAGUGUUGUGCGGAGGGUGCUGACCCCAACUGCUAUGACACCAGGACCUCGGAGCUGUCUAUCAAGUCCUGUGAAAGUGAUGCCCCUUUUCCCGUACACCCUGGAACUCCUGAGUGUUGCGCCAAAGAGGGCCUGGAGCGGAAACUCUGCAUGGCUGCCCUCAGUCACCAGCCACAAGAAUUUCCCACCUAUGUAGAACCAACAAAUGAUGAGAUCUGUGAGGCAUUCAGGAAAGAUCCAAGGGGAUUUGCUGAUCAAUUUCUAUAUGAAUAUUCCAGUAAUUAUGGACAAGCUCCUCUGCCACUUUUAGUCGGCUACACCAAGAGUUAUCUCUCUAUGGUUGGAUCCUGCUGUACUUCUCCAAGCCCAACUGUAUGCUUUUUGAAAGAGAGACUCCAGAUUAAACAGUCAUCACUUCUCACCAGUCUGUCGAAUAGACUCUGUUCACAAUAUGCUGCAUAUGGAAGGGAGAAAACAAGGCUUAGCCAUCUCAUAAAACUAGCCCAAAAAGUGCCAACUGCUAGCCUGGGGGAUGUAAUGCCACUAGCUGAAGAACUUACUCAAGUCCUGUCCAGAUGUUGUGAGUCUACCUCAGAGGACUGCAUGGCCAGAGAGCUGCUUGAACACACAUCAAAUAUAUGUGGCAGCCCGUUCAUAAAGAAUUCUAGGUUUGAAGAGUGCUGUCAAGAAAAAACACCCAUGGACACUUUUAUGUGCACUUACUUCAUGCCAGCUGCUGAGCCACUUCAAUUGCCAGCCAUCAAGUUGCCCACAAAGACAGACCUGUGUGGUCAGAGUACCACCCAAGCCAUGGACCAGUAUACAUUUGAACUAAGCAGAAGGACCCGCGUUCCAGAAGUAUUCCUCAGCAAAGUGCUGGAGACCACGCUGAAAUCCCUUAGUGAAUGCUGUGAGGCACAGGACUCUGCCGCCUGUUUCAGCACUCAGAGUCCCCUACUGAAGAAGCAACUAACUUCUUUCAUUGAAAGGGGACAGGAAAUGUGUGCAGAUUAUUCUGAGAACACAUUUACUGAGUACAAGAAAAAACUGGCGGAGCGACUGAGGACAAAAACACCCAACGCCUCUCCAGGGGAGCUGGAGGACAUGAUGGGCAAGCGCUCAGACUUCGCCUCCAAGUGCUGCUCCAUCAACUCACCUCCUCUCUACUGCAGCUCACAGAUUGAUGCUGAAAUGAGAGACAUCCUGCAGUCCUGAUGCAGUGCAUAUGUACUGUCUUGGAUCUAGAACUGGACCAGCCUGGAAAAUAGCCACUGGUAGCCAAAUCUGAGCCAAGCCACUGAGCUUCCAGGAAGACCACCAAGAUCAUUCCAUUUUUCCCAGCUACAAUGUUUGUGAUGAAGUAUAAAAAAAAUAAACAAAUAAAUUGAAAUAUAGUGCAAAGCCUAA
Peromyscus maniculatus bairdii (prairie deer mouse) is the source of this 1740-nucleotide messenger RNA. RefSeq names its product GC vitamin D binding protein (gene Gc). Gene Ontology annotation, cellular component: blood microparticle; cytoplasm. Gene Ontology annotation, biological process: vitamin transport. The record is from RefSeq and is a predicted model, not a curated record. Lineage: Eukaryota; Metazoa; Chordata; Mammalia; Rodentia; Cricetidae. Gene Ontology annotation, molecular function: vitamin D binding; vitamin transmembrane transporter activity.